AACAAAGAUCAAAGCAGUUUUAUCUUUAAUAAUUCAGGAUACUUAUUACUAAUUAAUUAGUGUUCUCUGUUUUGACUGCUUAGUCAAUUACCUGAUACUUUGAUCUGGGCCUUUGCCAGGCAUUUGUUGUGAACAGCAUUCAUUUAAAAGCAAAACCUUUAGUGUGUCUUGAAGUCAACUUUUAAGUGCUAUAAAACGACCAGACUUCUCUGGCAAUGUUGUCCAACUUCUGGGCCUUUAGUAAGUAGCUGAGAGAAAGAACGCCUAAUGCCAUCUGUUCAUUUCAAAUGGAUCCAGACUUGCAGGAGGCUUUCAGUGAUGUUCAGAGCUCCGUCUACAGAACAGCCUUAAAACUACGCUCAGUACAAAGUCUGUGCCAGUUGGAUUUGAUUGAUGUUUCUCUGAUUCAGCACAUCCUAUCAAGUGAACAGAGCCAGAAGGAAAAGCAGAUUUCUCUGAAAGUGCAGCAGAUCUCUGGAAUGCUGGCAAAACUGUUCCAAAGGGUGAGAUUAGAAAAACCAGGCCAGGUAGAUCCAAGAGCCACUGAAUUCACGUUGAGCCUGCUAACUGCCAUGUACGACAGAUCUGGAACAGGUUAUGUCAAAACUAGAUCUGCUGCAGCUGCCCUAAUUGCUCUUUCAGGAGACACUCUACUGGCUAAAUACAGAGCUUUCUUCCAGUUUUAUGCUGUCCUUGAUGGGAAGGUGUCCUUGAUUACCCGUAGUGCCCUGAGAAGCCUACUAACAGACUUAAAUCAGAUCCCAGCCAUUGUGGGAGAAAGCUGCGCUCCAUCUUGUGUGGAAACUGCAACUCACAGCUGUUUCUAUGGGGUUCUGAAUUCGGCAAUUGUUGAAGAAAAAUUCCUGUCUUGGCUGAGAUUGGAGCCUGCUGUUCUCCUGUGGCUCCCCACAUGUUACAGAUUAUCAGCCACAGAAAUGGUUUCUCACCAAGCUAGAUGUAGAGUCUGCAAAAUUUUCCCCAUUACAGGCCUCAGGUAUCGCUGUCUGAAGUGCCUCAAUUUUGACCUUUGCCAAGUCUGCUUUUUCACUGGCCGUCUCAGCAAACCACAUAAGAGUUCACAUCCUGUUAUGGAACACUGUGUGCAGAUGUCAGCAAAGGCGAACGCAAAGCACUUUCUCCGCACCAUCAGGAACAACCUGUUUCAAGAGCGCUGCAGAAGAAAGGAGGCUCAGAGAAGGAGGGCUCUGGAGGCAGUGGAGGAGCAGCACUUCCCUACUCACAAAAAGAUUUUUUCCCCUGAAGAAUUAAUUGCUUCACCACUACCUGGCCCUGAAAACCUGUCCUUCCCAGUGGACAAACCUGUCCUGGAAUCACCCAAGUUCAUAUCUAAAAACAGAACUGUAAUGCAGAAGAGUGAGAAUAACAGCAAGACACCAGAGCAAGGCAAGACAAAAGCUCAGGCAAUAGCCUCUUUUGAAGCAGAUGUGUUAAAAAUGCAUGAAUCCAUCAAAAGCAUUCACAAUGAGAGCAGGUACAUGAAAAAACAAUUCAACAAAUGGAAGGACAAAAUGCAAUUUCUUCACAACUGCCAGGAAGACAAAAGCUGUGAAAUAGAGGCAAAGCUCCAAAGCCUGAGAGCAAGCCAUGAAGACCUGCAAAUGAAGCUGCAGCAAAUGAAGCAAGAAGUAAAGACAAUGUUACAGUCAUCAGAGCAUCCUUUUGCCCAGUGUCAGAAUACGAAGCCAAGAGAUCCACAUGUCCUGCUGGACAGGAGAAUGCAGGGUGUAUUAAAUACUGCCCAAAUAAGGCCUAAUUCCAGAACUUGUGCAGACUGGAAAUCUUUGAAUCCCCCUAACUCUUCCAACAGACCGCAGCUUUUACAGACACCUGGGGUUCCCACUGCAGUGGACUUGAUGUUCUCAGAAGACCCCCUGGAGUCAGUGUCCCUACAGAGCGACAGACCUUUUAUGGGACAGUAUAAAAAAACAAAAGAGAAUCAAACAUAUCUGCCUGAAUUGACAGAAAACUCCCUCAGUGGCAUAAUGAGGAAUACAGUUCUUACUCCCACUGCAGUGCAGAUACCACCACCUAAUGAGAAGGAAGUCAAUGAGGAAGUGGAACUGCAGAAGCUAGUGAUGAAACUGAAGGAUGCAUUGUCUCUCCAGGCCCAACCAGCUCAACAGUCAGCUUUGCAGCAGGAGUUCUUCAUUACAGCUGAACAUGUUUGCAGAUCGUUUUCUGACCUCAUCAACCAAGUAACUUCACCAGCUUGUAAAUGAUGGAAACUACCAUUCACCUCAGAGCUUCACUGAACUGUUGAAGGACCACAGAACCAUAAUAACAAUCGUUAGAAUGCAGUGUGUGCACCUGAAUUUUGGUAAAGAAUCUGCUUUUUUGAUGUUAUUUUAUAUGUGCAAUCUUCAAUAGACGGAUAUCAGCUUCAAACUUCCAUCUCUUACUCUAAUCAUCCUAAG
This is a messenger RNA of Tyto alba (common barn owl), 2435 nucleotides long. It is a transcript of the gene DYTN, whose product is annotated as dystrotelin. Gene Ontology annotation, molecular function: zinc ion binding. Gene Ontology annotation, biological process: synaptic signaling. Gene Ontology annotation, cellular component: plasma membrane. Lineage: Eukaryota; Metazoa; Chordata; Aves; Strigiformes; Tytonidae. The transcript is spliced from 16 exons. The record is from RefSeq and is a predicted model, not a curated record. Bases 288 to 2240 code for a protein of 650 amino acids.